GGGUUAUUCUGGCGUCCGCCUUUUCUGCGGGUUGAGGUUUAACUUUUGUGAGGUAGCGAUUGCAUCGAACACAUCGCCGCACAGGCCGUAUCCUCAAUCGUUUUCUUCGGCGAGGAAAGGCUUGACGACGAUUGGCAAGUCCAGCAGCGAAGCAAGACAAAGAAACUGGCGAAAACAGGACAGCGGAUCGAACAUGACAUGCACCUGCGUUGUCAAUGGACGUGUCCGCAAGUAUCGUAUAUUUGUGAGCGGCAGCAGCCCAUGAGUGAAGGAAGAGGCUACUCUAGGCUAUGCGGUGUUGGAAAAUAAACUCUAGAAUCCAAAUCUAUAGCUACGGUAACGAGCACCACAGCGAUUCGUUGGAUCCUACGCUCGUGUCGAAUGUAUUUCGACUGUGACGAACCCGGAUAAAGUGCAAUAAUUAGUAAGGGAAUCUACUGCAGGGCUUUCCUCAAAGCACGCCAAGGCCUCGUUGCCACCUGAUAUUUAUUGUACAGCCACUCAGACAGUUGUGGAGGGCAUUUCACACACUGAAGCAAAUGCGUCGUAGUCUCAGCAGUGGUGCGCAACAAGUACAACUCGAUCCUUAUACUCGGCUAGAGUGAGAGUGGCGUCUCUCAUGGAUGUGCCUUCGACACUGUCGCGUUUUUCCUUUUUCCCAGUGACAUCUAAAGAAUAAAAAACGGAUGUUCGACGCGUUUUCCUACAAAAUUGCCACGCAUGUUUCCUCUUUUCGUCUCCUGCGGUGUAAACUGUGGCGACUAGCCAGGCAUUUGUGACCCCUCGGCGAAUGAAGAAGAAUAACAUGUCUUGAAAUUAUGGCGGGGCAGGAGAACAGUCGGGCUAUCCGCGUUGAGGCUUGAACGCUUAGUGUGACUUGACAUUGAAAAACAAAGAAUAGUCACAGCUCCCCUGAAAACAGCGAAGAAAUAUAGCUGGAUGCCCAGCAUUCCGAGCAAAAGGGUUUAGAUGCUCAUCACAGGACCAACAGAGCGAAGCGCUGCAAGCCAGACAUGCCCGCCACGAGGUCAUUCAAGCCAUGGCGACCGUUUUUCCGAAGCUUCAUCUCCUGUUCCGUUUUUCUGCAUCCGUGUCCGCUCAAAACCAUUCAAUUGAGUGCCUGCUUGUCCACCGUCUUCCACGGAAGGACGUUUCCGACAGUUUCUCCUUUCCUAACUUCGUUCGUUGUCCUGUAGUGUCCCCCUAAAGCUGUACAGCUGCCGCCGUUUCAGGGCGAGCGACUCACAUUCCGUUUGCUUUCCGCCUUCGCAUUUCCAUCAUUACUCGAGGUCAGCAGCUAGUGACCCAUGAAGCGUAGUCUGAGAAUCCGUAGUGCUGCAGUGUGUCCAUAAGCUAACUCUGUCAAAGUCGCAUUGGAAGUUGCCGUCCCGUGUCGAACUCGGUGUCACUUCGUGGUAACGUGCUAUGGCAAAUAAACCGCAACUGUGCAACCCGUCUCGCACUGAGAGACUCGCAACAGUCCCUCUGGAUUUCCCUCUCCAUAGACGGGAGUAGAAGGGCGAAUUUUGAAGGAGACACCAACACAACCGCUACACCCGCUAGGCAUGGCGACGAUACUGGGUUUUCCAGUUAUGGAUACAGCCAGGCACUCUGUCGAAGAACACUCCUACAGCCCAGAAACUCGGUCAUGUGAGGGUAGAAGUCGAGCUGAAUGAACGAUUUGAGCCGGAUGCUGACGCCUCCCAGUAAAGUGCGCCAGGUACAAGGGACUAACCUUGCCUGUAGAGACCUGGUGGAUGAGAUACGUUUCAAGCGUUAGCGUCGCUCCUCCGUGCAUCCAGGAAAACUCUUUAUUCAUUUUCUGGAAGAUCCAUUGGUCUCCAUGUCUACGUGUUUCUGGCCCCGUCCGGAGGGAGACAACCGAGCUGGACGGACUUUCCUGUAUAUGUCGCCAUUUGCCCUCUACAAAGUUUCUAGACCCACGGUGGAAAUAGGUGUACAUUCAGACAGGGUUUUUCCCGACGCCGACUAUCGUGGGCAAAUCGGGGGACAAGAAAAGACAACGUGUCCUUUAUACUACCAAGAGAGCACCUUUCUUCUGCGGCCUGUCGACAGGAACAGGGGAGGGAGAACCUUCAAACAUGGCAGUGGCUGAUGCCGUCGCUCAAGAACAUGGACAAUGCCUCCGUUGUCCGGUGUCGACGAGAGUGGGCAGUGUGAGGGAUUCGGAAAAGCUACGGAUUCAAACCUUGCAGGUCUUUCUUCUUCACUGCAUUCUUCUUUGUUGGCUAAAUAUCCUAGUAUGUCCGACGGAAGCCAGCGUUGGGUUUCGGUUCAAAGGAUGGGACCGGCGAUUUGCCAAGUGCAAUUUGGUUCGGAUUGACGGGGGCAAAGUGGACGAUGUCCCAGAGUUCGAGGCUUUGGUGAUGGUCAAUAGUGCCAACGAAGUCGUCAGCUUCGAGCCAGCUAAGGCAGUUCCCAUGUGCGAUCUUAGCAACAGCAACCUGGCUUUUGUUCCUUGCGGUGACACCGCGGUCCGCCAGGACCACACCCGUUUUGUGUUCCCGCUGCCGGACGCAGGGAAGGUCCCGCUGCAGAAAGGCGAGGACGAACAGAAAGAAGAGGGUGAAUGGAGGAUAGCGAAAAUCGCCCGCACCGCAGGCAGCAUGGCUUGGAAAGCAGCUUCAUCCACCGUGGCAGCAGGAGGCGCCGUGGUAAACUACAUGAUGGGACGAUCUGCGCCUCCUGCAGAGUCUUUGCAGCAGAAACUCAUCACAUACCACCAAAAGGGCAUUUCGUACAGCCUAGAAUGCAUGGAUCCUGUUUCUGAGACAACCAUGAGGAGCACGUUGAAUCCGCCCCUGGCUUCAAUCAUUGGACAGGGAUUCGCUGCUGUGCUGGAACUCGAAAACAGCGACGUCAACAUGCACUCUGGAGGGCCGUAUCCGGAGAGGGUUUAAAAAAACGAGGGUGUUCUGACCUCAACUUCCUUACCAGUGGCAGAUCCGCUGGUCUUCUGACAUGUUGAAAGUUUCUACUCAGUAGAGUCCACCAGCGCUCAAGGCCUCGUGGUGAAAGGUAUCUCGUGUCUACACUAUUGGCCAGUCUACGUGUGUACGUCCGUGCGUCUGACUUUGAACCGAGCGGUAACUUUCCCUUUUCUUUUUUCUCUAACUUUUUCAAACAUGAUUGGACCUAACGGCGUUCAACUGUCAAAAAUCACAACCGAA
Messenger RNA from Toxoplasma gondii ME49, 3191 nucleotides. RefSeq lists its product as hypothetical. Bases 2103 to 2921 code for a protein of 272 amino acids. The record is from RefSeq and is a predicted model, not a curated record. Lineage: Eukaryota; Apicomplexa; Conoidasida; Eucoccidiorida; Sarcocystidae. The transcript is spliced from 2 exons.